This is a messenger RNA of Salarias fasciatus (jewelled blenny), 2995 nucleotides long. RefSeq names its product integrator complex subunit 7 (gene ints7). Lineage: Eukaryota; Metazoa; Chordata; Actinopteri; Blenniiformes; Blenniidae. The transcript is spliced from 20 exons. Gene Ontology annotation, biological process: snRNA 3'-end processing. The record is from RefSeq and is a predicted model, not a curated record. Gene Ontology annotation, cellular component: integrator complex. The coding region runs from base 72 to 2954 and encodes 960 amino acids.
GAGCCUGCACGGUGUCAUUCUGAGAGGUUCAUGGCUCUUUAAAGUGUUUUCAGCGAUAACCAGAGGUUAAAAUGUCGCUUUCCACCGCCCGCUCCUUCCUCUCUGAGGCUUGCUAUGGCGAGCAGGAGCUGGACGCGAACUCCGCUCUCAUGGAGCUGGACAAAGGGCUGCGGUCUGGAAAGCCAGGGGAGCAGUGCGAGGCGGUGGUCCUGUUCCCCAAACUGUUCCAGAAGUACCCCUUCCCCAUCCUCAUCAACUCUGCCUUCCUCAAGCUGGCUGACAUCUUCAGGCUGGGCAACAACUUUCUGCGCCUCUGUGUGCUCAAAGUGACUCAGCAGAGCGAGAAGCACUUGGAGAAGAUUCUCAACGUGGACGAAUUUGUGAAGCGGGUGUUUUCAGUCAUUCAUAGCAACGAUCCCGUGGCCAGAGCGAUCACUCUGAGGAUGCUUGGCAGCUUGGCCUCCAUCAUCCCCGAGAGGAAGAACGCCCACCACAGUAUUCGUCAGAGCCUGGACUCUCACGACAAUGUGGAAGUGGAGGCUGCGAUCUUCGCCGCUGCGAGCUUCUCUGCACAGUCUAAAGAUUUUGCAGCAGGAAUUUGCAACAAAGUCAGUGAAAUGAUUCAAGGUUUGGACAAUCCGGUGGAGCUGAAGCUGAAGCUGAUCCCCAUGCUGCAGCACAUGCAUCACGAUGCCAGCUUGGCCUCCAGCAGCAGAGAGCUCCUGCAGGACCUGGUCAACUCUUACCCCUCCACCCCGAUGGUCAUCGUCUCUCUGCACACCUUCACGCAGCUGGCGGCUUCCUCCCUCAUCGACAUCCCCAAGCAGUUACAGCUUCUCCUUCAAUACCUGAAAGAUGAUCCGAGACAAGCAGUGAAACGACUGGCUGUGAACGACCUGAAGUUCCUGGCGAAAAAAGCUCCUCACCUGUGGCUCAGAGAAAACACCCAGACCCUGUGCGAAUGUGCUUUGGCCGUCCCGUACAACAGCUUGAAGCUGGGAAUGCUGUCCGUCUUAUCCACCCUCUCAGGAACUAUUGCAAUCAAACAGUAUUUCAGCAGCAUGACAGGUGGCUCCUCGGUUCCUCCACGGCUCACUGACCUGGUUAAACUGGCACAGGAAUGUUGUUACCAUAGCAACCUGGCCGUGGCGGCUCACGGGGUCAUCGUGCUCUCCAACAUCGCCAUUUCUUGUCCGGAAAAAGACGUGGUGCAGCUGGAGCAGGACACGGUGUUGGGGGUGGAGUCGCUUCUGAUGCUCUGCAGCCAGGACAGCAGCUCCAGUGCUCAGGCAACACUCAAAACGGUCCUCACCUCACUGGUCAAGCUGCUGAAGAGCCGGCCCAACCUCAGCCAGUCGGCCGUGGACUUCCUGCUGGGCCAGCUCCACCUGUCCUGCGACUCGUCCCGCGUCCUCAUGUGCCACGCCCUGUCGGCCAUCGCCACCCACCUGCCCGUGCUGGGCGACGGCAUGCUGGGAGAUCUGGUGGACCUGUACCGAGUGGCCAGCCACUCCUCCACCGACAAGCAGCAGGAGCUCCUGGUUUCCCUGGCAACAGUGAUUUUUGUUGCUAGCCAGUCGUCUCUUUCGGCUGAAGUAAAAACCGUCAUCAAACAGCAGCUGGAGAACGUCGCAAAUGGCUGGACGGUGUAUCGCAUCGCUCGCCAGGCCUCCCGCAUGGGAUGCCACGAGUUCUCCAGCGAGCUGUACCAGUGCCUGCGGACCCGCGUGGCGUCGGAGCACUUCUACUUCUGGCUGAACAGCCUGAAGGAGUUCUCCCAGGCCGAGCAGUGCCUGACUCACGUGGAGGACGGAGACUACAGCGGCGCCAUGACCGCCAUCGCGGAGGCCCUGCGCUCCUACCAGAAAGGCAUCGCCUCCCUCACGGCUGCCAGCACUCCUCUGAGCCCGCUCACCUUCCAGUGCGACUUCAUCAAGCUGCGGAUCGACACCCUGCAGGCCCUCUCGCAGCUCAUCUGCACCUGCAACAGCCUGAAGACCAGCCCCCCUCCGGCCAUCGCCACCACCAUCGCCCUCACCUCGGGGAACGACCUGCAGCGGUGCGGCCGCAUCUCCAUGCAGAUGAAAGUGUGCAUGGACGAGUUCAGAAGUCUCGCCGCCCGCUACGCCGAUCUGCACCAGUCCUCCUUCGACGCCGAUUACGCCACCCUCCGCAACGUGGAGCUACAACAGCAGAGCUGCCUGCUCGUCUCCCACGUGAUCGAAGCUUUGAUACUGGAUCCGCAGACGGCCGGUUUCCAGGACUACGGCACCCUGGGCUCGGUCCAGACCGAGAGCGAAUACGAGCGGCGCAUGACGUCGGUCUUCAACCGCGUGCUGGAGGAGGUGGAGAGCCUCGGCAAGAAGCACCCUCCCGUUUCACACCUGCACACCAGUUGUCUGUGUGACGCCGUCAUAGCCCUGCUGAAGGUGCCGCUGUCUUUCCAGAGAUAUUUCUUCCAGAAGCUCCAGUCGACCAGCAUCAAGCUCGCCCUGUCUCCAUCUCCGCGCACGCCAAGCGAGCCGAUCCCCGUGCAGAACAACCAGCAGCUGACCCUGAAGGUGGAGGGCGUGGUGCAGCACGGCUCCACCCCGGGCCUCUUCAGGAAGAUUCAGUCCGUCUGCCUCAACGUCACCUCGGUCCUCCAGAGCAAGACCGGGCCCGACUACAAGAUUCCACUGGAAGCCAAAAUGAACGAGAUCGAGCAGCGCGUGGAGCCUCACAACGACUACUUCAGCACGCAGUUCCUGCUGAACUUCUCCAUCCUGGGCACGCACACCGUCACCGUGGAGGCGUCCGUGGUGGACGAGAGCGGAAUCGAGUGGAAGACGGGCCCCAAAACCACCGUGUCCGUCAAGUCUCUGGAGGAUCCGUACUCCCAGCAGCUCCGCCACCAGCUGCAGCAGGGCGGAGCGCAGCCCGCACCGCAGAGGAGCGCAUACGCUCGCUUCUAGUCUCCGGGCUCCAGUCUCACUGAUAAUGUUCUCGACUCCUU